Molecule: messenger RNA, 2052 nt
Organism: Carassius carassius (crucian carp)
Lineage: Eukaryota; Metazoa; Chordata; Actinopteri; Cypriniformes; Cyprinidae
Gene: wfikkn1
Product: WAP, follistatin/kazal, immunoglobulin, kunitz and netrin domain containing 1
Exons: 2
Coding region: 354-2039 (561 amino acids)
Cellular component (GO): extracellular region
Molecular function (GO): serine-type endopeptidase inhibitor activity; protein binding
Source: RefSeq, a predicted model, not a curated record
GGGGCUCCUCAGAGGACAAAGAGACGUGUUCAGAUAUUGAGCUUGACUUGCUUUCCCAGCGGGCUUUGCAUACUAAAGCAUGAGAGAGGAGCUUCAUCGCUCUAGAGAUCAGGGAACAAAGGCCACACCAGCCUCACUGAGGAAAAACCUCCUCCAUGUCAACAUCCAGCUGUCUCGGCUGUCCUGUCCUGUCCUGUCCUGUCCUGUCCUGCUGGAGCUCAUUCACAGAGGAAAUGGUCCAGGAUCACACGGCUCGUGCUUCUUUCAUCUCUUAACGACGUUGGUGCAGUUGCUUGUGUUCGUAACCCCCGCGCUGUCGAGCACAGGACAGACAGCGUCUGGACGUCUCACUCAUGUGGCUCUCUGGAUCUCUUCUCAGACUCCUCUGCUCUCUGCUCCUCAUGCGGCUCUGUGCCUUCGCUGCGGAUCAUCCGGGAGUCUGUCCCAAUCACCUGAACCUGAAUCUGUGGGUGGACGCGCAGAGCACCUGUGAGAGGGAAUGCCAGACCGACCAGGAUUGCGCUGCCUUUGAGAAGUGCUGCACGAACGUGUGUGGCCUGCUGAGCUGCGUGGCGUCCCGUGUGUCCGACGGCUCCGAUGAUGCUCAGUCGGGGGCCGGGGUUUCGGCGGGGGGCGUGGCUAGCUGUGAUGGGUUUGUGUGCAGCCAGCAGGGGGCGGUGUGUGACGUGUGGGAGGGCCAGCCGGUGUGUAAAUGUCACGACCACUGCGAGAGUGAGCCCAGCUUCACUUGCGCCUCCGAUGGCCUCACGUACUUCAACCGCUGCUACAUGGAUGCAGAGGCCUGCGUUCAGGGCAUCACACUCACCGUGGUCACCUGCCGUUAUCAUCUGUCUGGCCCAAACACCAGUCCUCUGCCGCAGGACACUACUGCUCAACCCACGUCUGCAUCUGCCGACUCCGAGCCCUUCCCGCCGACGCUCUACUCCAACCCACAGCAGCAGGUGAUUUACCAGGGCGCCACGGCCAGCUUCCACUGCGACGUGAUCGGACACCCGAAGCCGGACGUCACCUGGGAGAAGCAGUCCGAGGGAGGAGAGACCAUCGUCAUGCGGCCGGACCAGAUGUAUGGGAAUGUCGUCAUAACCAACAUUGGUCAGCUGGUGGUGUAUAACGCCCAGGUGUGGGACACAGGGAUAUACACCUGCAUCGCACGAAACACCGCAGGAGCACUGCGCGCCGAUUACCCGCUUUCUGUCGUGAGGCGUGACAGCGAGGACUUCUUCGAUGACCCAGAGGCAGGUUUGCCGUUGGGACAGCCGUUCUCGCCGGCCGACUGCUUGGCUGCCCUGGAGCGGGGUGAGUGUGGCGAGAAGCGUGUGGACUGGUACUACGACGCGGCCCGGGGCGAGUGCCAUGAGUUUGUGCAUGGAGGCUGUGAGGGCGGCCGCAACCGCUUCGAGACGUACGAGGAGUGCCGGGCGUCGUGUCAGCGCGAGGGGCUGGGCGUGUGCUCGCUGCCGGCCGUGCAGGGUCCCUGUAAGCUCUGGGAGGCGCGCUGGGCCUACAACAGCCUCAUGAAGCAGUGCCUGGCGUUCGUCUACGGCGGCUGCCUCGCCAACAAGAACAACUUCCACACACGUGAAGACUGUGAAGCCAGCUGCCCCCAGCCCAAGCAGCGUCAGUGUAAAAGCUGCCGACCGAAAGGAAAAAUCCUGGCAAGUCUUUGCCGCAGUGACUUUGCCAUCGUGGGACGGCUCACCGAAAUCAUUGAGGAACUAGACUCUGGAAUUGCGCGAUUCCACCUGGAGCAGGUGCUGCGUGAUGAGAAGAUGGGCCUGCAGCUCUUUGAAACACAACACCUGGAGGUGCUGCUGGUGCAGAUGGACUGGAGCUGCCCGUGUCCCAACAUCACGCAGCACCACCAGCUCCCCCUGCUGGUGAUGGGAGAGGUGCAGGACGGCACAGCCGUGAUCCUGCCCCACAGCUAUGUCAGACCAAUAUCUGAUCGACGCCUCAAGAGGAUUCACCAGGUUCUGGACAAGAAGACUUGUGAGAUGCUGCAGAGGUUCAAGGACUGAUCUGGCAUGGCUC